This is a messenger RNA of Gadus chalcogrammus (walleye pollock), 2054 nucleotides long. RefSeq names its product BEN domain-containing protein 6. The transcript is spliced from 6 exons. Lineage: Eukaryota; Metazoa; Chordata; Actinopteri; Gadiformes; Gadidae. Gene Ontology annotation, biological process: negative regulation of Notch signaling pathway; positive regulation of neuron differentiation. Bases 1169 to 2044 code for a protein of 291 amino acids. Gene Ontology annotation, molecular function: DNA binding; transcription corepressor activity. The record is from RefSeq and is a predicted model, not a curated record. Gene Ontology annotation, cellular component: nucleus.
UGCCUUAAACAGUUAAAAAGUUGCUCAGGUAAUAAAUGGCAUCAGGUGUAAGUUACACCGAUCCACUUAUACUUACUCUAUUUGACAUUGUACAACUUGUUCUUGUUCUGAAAGUUCUUGUUCUGAAAUGUCUGAUGCAGACGCAGGCGGCAACCCGUGUAAUUCAUCUUCAGAAUCUGACGAUGACGUCGGUUCCGUCCUCGCCGACUUCGGAAGCUUUCGAUAUAACUCAGUAGUCCGAGGAAUAUCUUGUGAUUCGUCAGAUAAAUAUCGCUUAUAAGAUGGCGGAAUCUUUCUCCCACGAUCCAUUUCUCGAUCCCACUCUUAAAAACAACUACAGGUAGGUCGCCAUUGCUCUUUCCUCUCAAUCAACUUGACGCAAUCCUCGUUCUGGAUCGCACUCCAGUUUCCGGUCGCAGGUGUGCGCAUGUGCGAUGAAAUCUGGUACAAUGCGGAAUAUUGAAUAUCAAAUGCUGAUUUUUCGCGCUUGGACCAUUACUCACAGAGCUAUUGAGUGUAGUCAGUUUGCAAAUUGCAUAUUCAUUUUUGCAUGAUCCUGUUAGACCGCUAAUUAUCACGUGUGAUUCCGAGUUUUAGGACCUACCGCUUAUCCGGUUUAUUUUUAAAUAUUGUGGCGGCCUUUCGCAGCGGAGCACUAACGGUCGCGGUUCGAAGUAGUCUGACUUGAAGAACUAUCAAUAUUAACACGAUGGUAAUGUUGGCUGUUUUUGCCUUUGAUGAUUUUUCUGUCGACAUUGGUGAGCUUUCCUGGAUUGAGGGAGAAUUUGACGAGCAGAAUGAAGCACAAGAAUAUAUCGUGCGAUGGAGGGAACGAAAUGGAAAAGUUAAACUUUGUUCGGCCAAAAUAAUGGCAACCGGAGGUAAGACUGACAAUUACAUAAAAUCAUGUUCUAUUUGGACCAAUAGUAACUUAUAACAGUAACGUAUAUAGGCCUACUUAAUUAUAUCAGUUAGAUGUAGGCCUAUCUAUUGAUUUACUGCAGUGUGCUCGUGCAGUAAUUUCCGUAAAUAAUUUACACCUAUGCAUGCAUAUAUAUGCAUCUACUAGGCCUAUCGCCUAGAUCUAGUUCUCAUGCAGCUAAGCUUGUUGCAACUUUAUUAAAUGGAAGUUAAUUAUGACUUAUAUGCAUACGACUAGCAUUAUCUGAUGUUCUUUCUAUUUAAUCCCGACUUAAUAGAGGAUAGGAGAGAACUGGUCGAAGUGAGGAAGAAAGCGGAGUUAGGCCUUCUGGAUGUGGCAGUCACACCUACAUCUAAAUGUGGAAAAGGCCAAAGGCGAAAAAUUCCAAAUUCAAAGAACGUGGCGCCAUCUGAGGAUGGAAAUGAUGAGCAUGUGGCCGAGCCGAAGACCAAGUCAAAACGCAAGCAGGCAUCAACUGCACAAAGUGCCAGCAAAAGUAUUUUGCAGAAGUACAAAAAUGCACAAUUGGAUAUUGACAACUCUGCCAUAACUGCAACUGAGACCCCAUCUCGCUCAACUGAGACUCCUUGUGGCAAAAGAUGUGCUGAAGCAGUACGACAAAUGCAGGCAAUGGUGAAUGAAGUGAGAGGCAUCAGACAAGAGAUUCUGGGCAUAAGAGCAGAGAUGCUGGUGAGAUCGGCAGCGCCCUCAGUGGAGCAGGCACGAAGGUGUCAACCGCCUAUUGCGGCCAAUACGGCCAAACCAUCAACACCAUUGGAUGUAACCAAUGAAGAUGAAUCUGCCUCAAAUGAUUCUGUGAUCAUCUCUCAAUCUGUGAAAUCGAGAUCUUCACGGACCUCGGCACAAAAAUUUGUGAAUGACCUCAUGCACGGGAUUUACUCUACGGAAUAUAUGGCGACACACAGCGUGUCUGGGUUAUCCUCAACGAAGGCAGCCAACGUCAAGGCGGCACUGCCUCGUGACCAUGUCAUGGAAAUUAUUGCUGAAGCACGCAAGGUCUUCCCCGAGGCAGCGGAAGCUGACAUCAGGCGCUUCAUGAGGGAAAAAUUGUCUAAUGCAGCCAAAAUUCUGCGGCGUAAAGAUAAGUCUGACCGGACUUAAUGCUAUAUAU